AUGACGGAAGAGAUAGAAGUACCCGAGACGAUCGAGCAACGCCUCCAGAAACAUGCCAAGGCCUUCGAAUCGUUGAUGGCUCUGGCGCCCGCACGUGAGUACUUUGGAAGCCAGAUAGACGAUGGACUGGAGCCGAGCGAGCAAUGGAACCGCAAGAAGCAGACCAAGGAGCAGAAGCGAGCGGCGAAGAAGGCCAAGCUCGAUCCGGCAAAUCAGAAGAGCGCUCUGGAUGUCAUGAAGGAGCACGAGCGGAAGCGGAAGCGCGAGCUUGGCGAGGAAGGCGGAGAGGAAGGCGGGGUGGGUGGCGAGGAUGCGGAAGAGAAGACGGUGAAGAAGCCUAAAGUGGAGCACGACGAGGGGGCGAGGAGGCGGCAGAAGGCAGAGCGGCGGAAGGAGAAGCGGCAGGUGAAGAAGGAGAAGAUGGAGCGGAAGAAGGUGAAAGCGGAUGCUAAGAAGGCCGCCAAGCAAGAUCAAGACCUGGAUGAAGCACUUGCAGAAAAGCGAGAGGCGGAAGCAAAGCUCGACGAGGACGAUGAUCAGUAUGAUGAAGAUGAUACAGUGGUUGCGCACAACAAUGGCGGCGAGCUGGACGGCUUUGAUGCCUCAGGUCUUGCUGAGGACGACACAAAUCUUGGAGAGGAUACACUCAUGGACGACGCGCAUAGUGUUGUGGGGUCCGAGGCUUCGUCAGCUCCCUCAACAGCAGCCGUCGACAGCCCAGCUUUUGACGUCGCCACCAACCACUCUGCAGCAUCUUCAUCAUCCUCGAUAGUACCGCCAUCACUUCCAGAACAGACGAAGCAGUCUGCGACAACGAAACCAGCAAAGCCUACAGUAGACACAACUGCCGCACAGGCUGCAAUAAAGAAGAGCGACCCCACAUCUGGCACAUCAUCACCGAAGAUCCAACUACCAAACAUCGACCAGGCACAACUCCAAGAGCGUCUACGACAGCGAAUAGAAGAGCUGCGGGCACGACGAAAAGCGGACGGACCAGAAGGCAAGCCAGCCAAGAGCCGACAAGACCUUCUCGAGCAACGGCGGAAGAAGGAGGAGCAGCGCAAAGCAGCCAAGAAAGAGCAAAGACGACAAGCGAAAGAUGAUGAGCAGUGGAAACGAGAGGAGCAGCUACGAGGCUCAGGCAGCCCAAUGUCCAUGGACAUGUUCAGCCCACGAACUCAAGAAAACAACUUCUCCUUCUCCCGCCUUGCCUUCGAAGACGGUACUUCCGCAGAUCCCACAAUGAGCACCCUCGCUGACCCGCGAAAGAAGAAAGGACCCCAAGACCCCCGUACAGCCCUCGAAGCCGCCCAAAAGAAACAAGCCCGCAUUUCCGGGCUCGACGCGGAGAAACGCGCAGACAUCGCCGACAAAGACAUGUGGCUCAACGCCAAGAAACGCGCUCACGGCGAGAGAGUCCGAGACGACACGAGUCUGCUCAAGAAGGCGUUGAAGAGGAAGGAGAAGGGCAAGUCGAAAAGCGAGAAGGCUUGGCAGGAGCGGGAGGAGAAUGUUGUUAAGGGAAGGGAGAUGAAGCAGAAGAAGCGAGAGGCGAAUUUGGCGAAGCGGAAGGAGGACAAGGGUGGGAAUAAAGGAGGAAAGAAGGGGCCCCAGAAAGGCGGGGCGAAGAAGGGCGGGAAGAGGCCAGGGUUUGAGGGGAGGUUCAAGGCGUAG
Messenger RNA from Recurvomyces mirabilis, 1674 nucleotides. RefSeq lists its product as uncharacterized. The record is from RefSeq and is a predicted model, not a curated record. Gene Ontology annotation, biological process: ribosomal small subunit biogenesis; ribosomal large subunit biogenesis. Gene Ontology annotation, cellular component: nucleolus. The coding region runs from base 1 to 1674 and encodes 557 amino acids. The transcript has 2 exons. Lineage: Eukaryota; Fungi; Ascomycota; Dothideomycetes; Mycosphaerellales; Teratosphaeriaceae. Gene Ontology annotation, molecular function: RNA binding; DNA binding.